Messenger RNA from Anopheles stephensi (Asian malaria mosquito), 7759 nucleotides. RefSeq names its product filaggrin-like. Gene Ontology annotation, cellular component: RNA N6-methyladenosine methyltransferase complex. NCBI's taxonomy places the organism in Eukaryota, Metazoa, Arthropoda, Insecta, Diptera, Culicidae. The coding region runs from base 927 to 6650 and encodes 1907 amino acids. The transcript has 4 exons. The record is from RefSeq and is a predicted model, not a curated record.
UCAGGAUGCUAUGCAUUUCAAUACCUCUGCGCCGCACUGAAUUCGGAGCAAGAGCAAACACAGGAGGAGGGAAGGGUAGAUAAAAUGGCUGCUGCUGUCAAAGCUUUCUUUUCCGAUGCGUGUAAGCUUGAGUUUGCUCUCGCAUUCCGGGCCAAGUGAAAAUUGUGGAAAACUAGUAUAAUUUACAUUCUACGGUUGUGUUUACCGUGGGAAACAGGCUUGUGAUUGUUAGAUCUAUUCCGUAGUGCGCUUUGCGGUCUAUUCUGUAGCCCGUCGUUUGUUGGGAAUUCGACUCCGAAGUUACCGCACCGUGAAGCGUUCUCGAUGGUCUGGAAAAGGGAUGCCAUGUCGGUCCCGGGCUUAUAAAGCGUCUGGCGUUAUUGGUUAUUGUGCAUCGGGAAAAUAAAGUAGAUAUUAUUUAAAAAAAUCAGAACGAAAAACAAGCCCUUGUUCGACGUUUAUUGUAAGCAGAAAAUUUCUUCUGGGUGGAGUUACUUUUUCGCUCCGAUUUCAUACGCAUGCCUCGGUACGAUAUAUGUGCCAGGGGUAGCCUAGAGUCACGGCGCUUUUGCGUUGCAAUUGUGGGUGGGUUCGAUCUAGGCCGGGAACAGUAGGUACAACGUAAAUGUAAGAGAUUUUUAACAAGCAAGGACAGUAGCUUUACCAAAGUGUGUUACGUGAAGCGGCUACCCAACGGGGUGUUUUGGCAUUCAGAAAUAUGAUUGCCAAUGUGUGUGAUGCACGCUGUGUGAAUUGUGGUUACGGCAGGAUGUUGAACAGAACUUGAACAACACUCAACCUUUCCCAUCAAAAUCCCCCGUUCGUUAGCCCGGCAAGUCCAUCAUCGUGUUUAGGACAACACCCCCGGGGGCUAAUAGUGUGCGGGCAUAAGAUGUGUCGGCAGUGGGGUUGAGUUUGGGGAUAAGAUGUCUGCACCGAUCAAACGUAAAAUUACACUAGAACUCGCUAGCAAGAAGUCCACCUUAAUCAAGGAUCGUCCCAGCGUGUUCCAGCGUCUUGGCACGAAAAAAAUUGGCCGUACCGGAGGAUCAUCAUCGCAACAACCGCAGUACCACGCACAGGAAGCUGGUGAAAGCAAGGAAGAGAUUGUGAAACGAAUCGUAUCGGCUGCUGAAGAGCCAGUUCCGGUAACAGCCCCCGUUACCGUACCGGAAAGUGUAGCGGCACACGCACGGCUCAUCCAGGCACAGCUGGCGGCCAAAGCACAGCUGAAGGCGAACAAGCAGAACGCAGCCAACGUGCAACAGCCGACGGGAGGACCCGCACACAGCAGUAGUACAACGGUUGCAGAAAAAGAAGAGUUGGAGGAAGACGCGUCGAAGCAGUACUACCACCACCACGAAUCGCAUCAUCAUCACCAUCAUCACCACCACUACCAAAAGUAUCAGCAGCAGCAGCAGCAGCAGCAGCAGGAACAGCAACAGGACCGACAUCGGGAGGUGCUGGAGGUUAGGCAACGACCACAUACACCCGACAGCCCCGAUCGCAGGGUACACAGUCUAAGCAGCGAGCGAAGCAGCACCGCUGCCGGUGCCAGCGGUUGGGAUCAGUCGUCGCUCGAGAAUGCUGAUCAAGCCAUUCUAGAGCGGAAGCGUAAAGAAUUACAGCACGAGUUGAAGCUUGAAAUGGACGCUAGCUCGAGCAAGAAGAAAGACGGUCGCAGCGAAAUGAGCAAAAAGAUGAAAAAGUUAGUCAGCAGUUCGCACCGUUCUCAGCAGAAACUGCAGCAGCAGCACCUGCACCAUCAGCAUUCGAUGCAGCAGCAAUCACAGCACGGUCACGGUGGCCACGGCCACAGCAGCCAUGGACAUCAGCAGCUGGCACAGCAGCACACCUCCUCGAGCACCUCCGAAAGCUCGAACAGUAGCAGCGGUUCCGAAACGACCGAAUCGGAUUCGUCGAGCUCGUCCAGCUCGUCGUCGCACAAUUCGAAUCAUCGGCGGCUGAAAAAGCGCCACGCCGUCGUCCGCGCCCGGCGUAACGAAUCGAGCUCCAGCUCCGAACCGGUCACCACAUCCACCUCGCUCGGCACCUCCAGCAAACUCUCCAAGCGACAUGCAAAAAAGCUCGCGGUGGCGGCGGCCGUCCACGAACAGGCCGAACGCAGCAAGCGCCUGCUGGCGAAGGCAAGCAAAGGUAGCGGCGGUGCGGGCGGUGGAACUGUACUGCUCACGAAAACGAUUCGCGUCAAGAAAUGCAUACCGAGCAGUCCGGGCAGUGGCACGCAUCACGUAUCGCGCAAGCUAUCGUCCCGCGAGCUGUCGCCGACGAGCGGUAAAGCGUCCUCGACAAAGUACGCCCUCAAGGCGAAGCUGCUCGGUUCGAGCUCGUCCUCGUCGAAGAAGGAAAAAAUGUCGGCCCUCGAUGCACGGGAGCGGGUGCGGGAAAAGGAGCGCGAGCUGGCACUGCGCGAGAAGGAGCGCGAACGCGAAAAGGAACGCUUGCGACUGCGCGAGCGCGAACGGGAACGGGAGAGGGAAAGAGAGCGGGAGCGACUGAAAAUGCGCCCCGUGUCGCCGCGGAUGCGUUCCGGCGCCGCAUCGCCCGUCUCCUCACGCGGUGGUGGUGGUGGUGGAAGUGGUGGUGUACCGAUGCGCGAGCUACAGGGCAAGGGAAAGAAAAGCCCCGAGCGACGGUUGUCUUCGCCGAUGUCUACGGUGUCCGCUUCCCGCUACCGGGAAAUGAUGCCGAUGCGCCGUGAACGCACGCCCGAACUAACGCGCGAAGAGCGCCGUCGGCACGAGGUCCUGAAGGAGCGGGAAAGACGGGAGCGUGCCGAUCGAGAGCGGGCCGACCGUGAGCGCGAGGUGCUGCGCGAGAAGGAACGGGAAGAGCUACUGGCACGGGAACGGCAGCGCGACCGGGACCGGCUGGUGGCGAAAGAACAGCAUCAGCAUCCGCACAUACCACCGCAGCCGCGUGGCCUACGGCGCGAUAACGACGGUGGGCUGGAAAAGCCGGACCGGCACCGGCCAGUGGAACGUUUGCUGCCGCGUCCGGCAGAACGUGCCCGUGCAUUGGCAGCGGCCCGAUCGCCGGGCAAAUCCGUCGACCGUGAUCGAAGCCGAUCGCCCUGUUCGCCCGGCGCUUCGCGCGGGUCGAGAGGUGCAAUGCGUGAACGUGAUCGAUCGUACGAGCGUACCGCGUAUUUGCACGAAAUGCACGAACGUCGCACCUCGAGCCGCUCGCGCGAACGGGAGUAUGCGGCCAAUCUUGUGUCACCGCCGAUGCGAUCGGCACGGCGUGAUUCACCACCACCGCACUACGACCGACACGCUGGUGGACUGGGACGGGGUGAAUCGUCCGUUGGUGGAAGUGGGGGAGGCGGUGGCCGUGUCGAGUACCGGGUGGACCGCAGCGAACUGGCCUACGACGAGCGCAUGGCGAUGGGGGGUGGUGGAGGCGGCAGUCGCGGUGAACGAGCAGCGUGCGGUGGGGGUGGUAGUGGCCGGGAUGAGUACGUGCGGGAUUAUCCGGACGAUCCGCUACCGAGACGGGAACCACCACCGCAUCACGAUCGUGGUGGCGGCUGGGAAUGCGAACGUGUGGAACGGAGCAGUCGGUACGAAUCGCGCGAGAUGGGUUCCGGCGAUCGACGGGGCGAUUGGAAUGACCGUGGUGAUCAGCACGGUUCGAUGGUGGAUCUGGACGGGAAUUAUCCGAGCGGGAGCGAACCGCGUGGGUCUCGCGCUUGGGAUGAACGACCAUCGUGGAAGGAUGGCCCUAGCGAAUCUUGGCACGGUUCGGACAAACCGGACCGCACCAUGGUACACUCGGAUUGGAAGUACAAGGAGCGCCAGUGGGACCACGAGCAUGGGGAUCGAGGUGGCAAUGGACCACCCGGUCCUCCACCACCCUCGCAUGGUGGUGGACACGGGGGACAUGGUGGUGGUGGUGGUGGACCACCAUCGCGCCGAUCGUGGCAGCAGCCACCGAAUGCUGGCGGUGGAGGCGUCGGUCCGUCCGGUGGAGGGUCCGGUGGGCCGGGUGAUUGGCACGUUUCAAAAGGUGGACCCGGCGUAGAGCACGAGCAGCGUGGUGAUUUUAUGCAUCACCAGCAACGUCCCGGACAUCCAAACGAACGCACCAUGUUCAGGCGCCACCAUCAUCAAGGCCCUUACCAUGGCCAUCCGCGCAAACCGCACAUCGGCGUUGGUGGUGGUCCGGGUGGUGGAGGACCAGGCGGACCGGGUGGUGUCGGACCGAGCGGAGCGCUUAACCGGUUCACUCCGAACAAAUACAGCCUGAAUCGCACCCAGGCGAAUCUUGCCGAGCGCCAGGCUGGCAUGGGUAUGGUUCCGAGUCAAUCGCCCAACCAGCACGGUCACGUCCACCGUCAAACGCCACCGGUGGGUGGUGGUGGACCUUCAAUGCAGCCACCUCAUCAUGGUGCGCCUCCAUCCGGUGCGAACCAAUCACCCAUGGGACAGCAGCAGCAACAGCAGCAGCAUCAUAACAUUCAUCCCAUGCAGAAUCAGCGACAGACAGGUGGCCCACCCGAACCGCACAUGCACGGUGAACAGCAGCAACAACACCAUCCGCAUCAUCACCAUACGCAUCAUCAUCAUCCGCAGCAGCAUCAGCAACAACAACAAACUCAACCACCAAUGGGGUUGUCCCAUCGUCCGCCAGCUGGUAGCUACGAUCCCGAACCGAAACAUCUUGCUGCACCUGCAACAGUAGCACCACCAGCAGCAGCAGCAGCAGCAGCAGCAGUAGCUGUAGCAGCAACAACAACAACAGCACCACCACCAGGUCCGGUCGAGCCACCCGUGCAACGUUGCCAAGUCCUUGAUGAACCGGCCAGCCCAGCGCCGGAAGAUACUGGAGCAUUGGUCCAGGUCACCCCAGCUGUAGCGGCUGCCGGUUCCGGUCUGCUAGCACCGCACGAACCAACCUCACCGCAAGAUUCGGCCUCUGGUACGGUGGUGGCGACUGUCAGUGGUGCUGUGGUGGUGGUGGGAAGCGCACCAACGACGGUAAGUACCGCUACGCCCGCUUCGCCUGCUGCGGAAGACACUGGCACCGUCGAGGCCGCUGAACAGACCGCCCAACCGCACACCGACGCGAUGGAGGUGGACAACUUGAGCGAAAUCAGCGACGAUCCGGACGACAUUCUGACGCGUGACGAGGAAAUCAAUGACUACAGUUCAACGGCGUACGAAGCGAACGGCACCACAACCGAUACGAACCAGCGGACGGUGGAACAGCCGUUGCAGCAGCGCCGCCGGCCACCAUUCCUGUCAAAGGCCCGCUACAAAUCGUACGAGGACGCCAUCGUCGACGGCCUUAAGCCAUGUUUGUCGCUUACUGACAUGGGCGCCAAUCCGCUAUGUGAUUCUAUCUCGACCGAUCGCAGUGGCAGCAGCCAGCAGGUUGAUUUGGUCGGCAACGAGGCCGAAGCAAUGGAACUUGGCGGUGUAGCAGCAGCGAAUGUGCCGACAACUGCGGGCACAACCGUUCCCACAACAUCGACGGUACAGCUGCCUAGCGAGGAAACGGCACACCCCGAAGCCGAUGCAACAUGCACGGGUUUGCCCGGUCCGGAUAGUAAGAUGGUGCCGGCGACCGGCAGUGCCCCGGAACCACAGCCGGACGUCACGAAGGACGUGGGCAAGCUGAACGCGAACAAAGAGCUGAAGGAAGAGAUGGAUCUCGAUUUCGAGGAAAUAUCGGACGGCGAGCUUGAAGCGGAAGAGAGUAGCCGAAGUCGCGGGUUGGGCGAUCCGCUCGGUGUCGAUUGGGGCAGCCUGACGCAGGAAGCGCUGCGUCCGCUAAAGCCGACCAGACAGCUGGAAAAACAGUUCCCCAUAUCGGCACGGAACCGGUGGAAGGCACACCACAUCCUGCUCGACAUGGGCAUCUCCGUACGGCUGGCGGGCGCAAACUAUGCCCAGCGCGUGCUGACCGAAUCCAAGGAAAAGCUGCGGGAAGAGCUGGAAGAGUUUCGGGCGGCUGCUGCUGCUGCUGCCGCCGGCGGGCAUAACAAGCGAAACGAGGAGGAUAGAGCGAACGAUGACAAGUCGGUUGGCGGUGACGGUGGUUCAUCGGCGGACGGCGACAAUGCAUCGAUCAAGACGGAACAGUCCGAGGAGGAGCAAGCCGGCACCAGCACAGCAAAGAAACCGGUCGACGGUGAACGGAUGCCGACUGACAAACAGCCACCCCAACCGGAACCAUCCACCAGCAGCAGCAGCGGCACGAUCGCAACGAGUGUCGAGCGCGAGCUGGCAGAUGUCGAUCGCAUCCUGCACCCGAUCGCCGCGGUACAUGUGGCGCUGCGCGAACAAGCCCGUCUGCGGCGGAAUCUUAUUCUUGCGGCCGAACCCGUCCCCGGUCAGCGGCACCAGUGCGGACGGGCACUGAGCGCACGGAAGGAUCUGCAGAUCCGGCGACAGCUGUGCGGCUUUCCAUCGGCGACACUUGCGACGAUGACGUCGUGUGCGGCCGGUGCUGCUGCCGGCUAUCUCCAUCAAGAGCUGCAUGCGGACGCACCGCUCGGUGGCGGUGGCGGUACGACGUCCGCCACCCUGCACGAGCAGAUCGUGCAAAUGUACCGGCAGAUGGUGGCCCAGCAGCAGGAGCAGCUUCAGUCACAGGGUGUUUGCACCACACUGGCAGCGGUGUGAGAGUGUCUGGUGCGACCGUUUCCGGUCGCCGGGACCAGCAACAUCUGGGAGUGCGCAAGUGCGAACCGCGCGGAACCGGAUAGGCAACAACGAAUUCUCCGACCACGACGGUCCGGGCUUUGGUUGCGCCACCGUAACUAUGGGCCACGGUUGACGUCCGUCGCGGACGUAACGGCGCUGUUGCGUAAUGCGGGUCGCCCGUAAAGCUUUCGUGACUCAUUGUCACAAAUCGUUGGACGCGGAUAUGAACAGAGCAGGGGUAACCUAUAGGUAAUUUUUUUUGGUUAUACAUAUAUUUUUUAUAAUUAUUUAUAUCGAUACGUGCAAACAACAAAAAAGACGGUAUGCGGCAGAUACAUACUUUUAUUCAAGUAAUCGCAUAUUUUCGCAUCGUAUCGUGUUUGGGUGCAACAUAUGGAGUUAACGCCCUAUUUGGCGUAUAAUAAAUAGUCAGCCCGCGCCUCAUUACAAGUACCUCUUUAACCUUUUUUUUCAACAAUCGGUAGAGUAGGCGGGCAGUUUGGGCCUAUCUUACCCUAUUUCCGUGCAUAGUGUAUGUAAAGAAUGGAACUUACCGCGUACCAGAGCUUGAUCGAAAUGACGUUUUAAUGAAAUUCUAUACGAGAGAGUAUCGACUGUCUAUAGUAUUGCAUUGAAGGUGUUGCCGUUUUGUUCAUCAAAAUUAAGAAUCGUAAUACUGCAUACCUUGAUAGUUAUAAGUGAUUGUGAAAAGUCAUAUAAGUCAUCCAAAAACAGGUCAGCACCGAAACACUCACAAUGCCGUGAAUCACGUGCGCGCGCCGGUCAACGUGUUAAUAACCAACCAACCAAGCAAACAAGCAUAAACUCUGUUACGAACCCUAAGGGAACCAACGCUAAAAAGAAGGUUCCGUUUGUGGGACAGUUUUAUGAGCCAUCGUUUUAGCCGUGGUUUACGGGAGCUCGUAAGAGGGGGGUUUUUUUUUUUCUCGUUUGCUUGAUAGUCACAAAAAUACAUCUCCCAAGAUAUAUGUUAUGUGUCAAGAAGUAAGAGAUCAAUGCUAGCAUAGAAAUUAAGAAUAUUUGUACAUCUCGAACAAUAAAGAGAAACAGCGCUAGAUGUAGCGUAC